Molecule: messenger RNA, 612 nt
Organism: Leptosia nina
Lineage: Eukaryota; Metazoa; Arthropoda; Insecta; Lepidoptera; Pieridae
Source: the annotation of a GenBank genome assembly
AUGGCAAAGAAGACUUAUGACUUACUUUUCAAACUUCUAUUGAUUGGAGAUUCUGGUGUGGGCAAAACAUGUAUAUUGUUCAGGUUUUCUGAUAACCAUUUCACAACUACAUUUAUAUCCACUAUUGGAAUAGAUUUUAAAAUAAAAACUGUAGAGCUUAGAGGUAAGAAGAUAAAGCUGCAAAUCUGGGACACAGCUGGACAAGAAAGGUUCCACACAAUUACAACGUCCUACUACCGCGGGGCGAUGGGGAUAAUGUUAGUAUAUGAUAUAACAAAUGAGAAGACCUUUGAUGAUAUUGUGAAGUGGCUAAGGAACAUAGACGAGCAUGCUAAUGAAGAUGUGGAGAAAAUGAUCCUCGGCAAUAAGUGUGAUAUGGAGGAGAAGAGAGUAGUCAGUAAAGAGCGUGGGGAAGCAAUAGCUCAUGAACACGGUAUCAGAUUCAUGGAGACAUCUGCCAAAUCCAAUAUAAACAUCGAGCGCGCCUUCUCUGAGUUAGCGGAAGCCAUCCUCGACAAGACAGCAGGUCGAGAAGCAGAUGCGGACCACGCUCGUAUCGCGGUCGAAAGACGCCCUUCCCGCGCACCUCCCGCCCGAGCUUGUUGCGCCUAG